This is a messenger RNA of Meyerozyma guilliermondii ATCC 6260, 1737 nucleotides long. It is a transcript of the gene STI1, whose product is annotated as Hsp90 cochaperone. Lineage: Eukaryota; Fungi; Ascomycota; Pichiomycetes; Serinales; Debaryomycetaceae. The coding region runs from base 1 to 1737 and encodes 578 amino acids. The transcript has a single exon. The record is from RefSeq and is a predicted model, not a curated record. Gene Ontology annotation, molecular function: Hsp90 protein binding.
AUGUCAGCCGAAGAAUACAAAGCGCAAGGAAACAAGCAUUUCGCUGCCAAGGAGUUUGAGCAGGCCAUUGAAUACUUCACCAAGGCCAUCGAGGCGUCUCCAACUCCAAAUCAUGUUCUUUUUUCAAACCGGUCCGCUUCUUACGCCUCGUUGAAAAACUAUAAAAAGGCUCUUGAAGACGCCCAGCAAUGUAUCGAAGCCAACUCGCUGUGGGCAAAGGGCUACAACAGAGUGGCAAGUGCCCAUUAUGGUUUGGGCAACUAUGAAGAUUCCAAGAAAGCCUACCAAAAGGCACUCGAACUCGACCCCAGUAAUGCCAUGGCCAAGGACGGAUUGAAAGCCGUAGAAGAAGCCGAGGCUUCGCGCAACAGUCAGCCAGACUUGGGCUUGGGUGCUAUGUUCUCGGAUCCCAAUUUGAUCGCCAACUUGAGAUCCAAUCCAAAGACGGCUGAGCUCAUGAAAGACCCGGAAUUGGUGCAAAAGGUGAUGAAUGUGCAACAAAACCCAAAGGCAAAUGCCAUGCAGUUCAUGACUGACCCUAGAAUGAUGCAGAUCAUGGCCACGUUGAUGGGAAUCGACAUGGAUGCUCCUCCUUCUAUGGGCGGUGAACAGCCUUCGUCAGCCUCAACUUCUUCGUCAAAUGCUGCACAAUCGGAACCAGAACCCGAAACCAAACCAGAACCAAUGGAGACCAGCAAGACCGCUGAGGACCCUGUGGUGUCUGAGCCAGAACCUAUGGAGACCAGCAAGUCCGAAGCCGAUGCAGCCAAAGCUGAAGGAAACACUCUUUACAAGCAAAAGAAGUUUGAUGAAGCCAUUGCUCUUUACCAGAAAGCUUGGGACCUCCACAAGGACAUCACAUACCUCAACAACCGUGCUGCUGCUGAAUACGAAAAGGGAGACUAUGACGCAGCCAUUCAGACUUGUCAGACUGCCAUUGAUGAAGGCAGAGAAAUGAGAGCCGAUUACAAAAUCAUUGCCAAGUCGUUUGCCAGAUUGGGUAACAUCUACUUAAAGAAGGAAGAUCUUGAGACAGCUGCCAAGUACUUUGACAAAUCGUUGACCGAGCACAGAACCCCAGACGUUUUGAACAAGUUGAGAUCAACCCAGAAAGAGAUCAAGGUUCGUGAGGCACAAAGCUACAUUGACCCUGAGAAGGCAGAAGAAGCACGUUUGCAAGGUAAAGAGUACUUCACAAAGGGAGAUUGGCCUAAUGCUGUCAAGGCGUAUACCGAAAUGGUCAAGAGAGCCCCAGAAGAUGCCCGUGGAUACUCUAAUAGAGCGGCCGCUUUGGCCAAAUUGAUGUCGUUCCCCGACGCCGUCGACGACUGUAACAAGGCUAUUGAGAAAGACCCAACGUUUAUUCGUGCUUACAUUCGUAAAGCUAAUGCUCAAUUGGCCAUGAAAGAAUACUCUCAAGUUAUCGAGACUUUGAACGAGGCUCGUGAAAAGGACUUGAGUCUUGGCGAGGGAAAGAAUGUUAACGAGAUUGACCAAUUACUCAACCGUGCUAUGUCCCAGAGAUUCCUGGCUAUCGAGGGUGAGACUCCAGAGCAGACCAUGGAGAGAGUUUCGAGAGAUCCUGAAAUUGUGUCCAUUUUGCAGGACCCAGUUAUGCAAGGUAUUUUGAGUCAGGCCCGCGACAACCCUGCUGCUUUGCAAGACCACAUGAGAAACCCUGCCGUCAGCAAGAAGAUCAAUACAUUGAUUGCAGCCGGUGUUAUCAGAACCAGAUAA